This is a messenger RNA of Podospora anserina S mat+, 558 nucleotides long. RefSeq lists its product as uncharacterized. The record is from RefSeq and is a predicted model, not a curated record. The coding region runs from base 1 to 558 and encodes 185 amino acids. Gene Ontology annotation, biological process: protein peptidyl-prolyl isomerization. The transcript is spliced from 4 exons. NCBI's taxonomy places the organism in Eukaryota, Fungi, Ascomycota, Sordariomycetes, Sordariales, Podosporaceae. Gene Ontology annotation, molecular function: peptidyl-prolyl cis-trans isomerase activity.
AUGCAAGGCCUUCUGCUCUCGCUUUCCCUGCUCGCCUCGGCAGCUGUCGGCGUCCUCGCCUCCGAUGACCUCAAGAUCGAUGUCACGCUCCCCGUUGAGUGCGAUCGCGUAACCAAGAAGGGCGACAAGAUCAAUGUCCAUUACAAGGGCACACUCAAGUCCAAUGGCGAGAAGUUCGAUUCGAGCUACGACCGUCAAUCGCCAUUCUCAUUCAAGCUUGGAGCUGGCAUGGUUAUCAAGGGUUGGGACGAGGGUCUCGUCGAUAUGUGCAUCGGCGAGAAGCGGACAUUGACCAUUGGCCCAAGCUACGGCUAUGGUGACCGCAAUGUUGGACCUAUUCCCGCUGGAUCUACUCUUGUCUUCGAAACGGAAUUGGUUGGCAUUGAGGGUGUGCCAAAACCCGAAUCGAUUGUUACCAAGUCGGCCACCGAUGCUCCCGAGUCCACGGCAAGCGCGAAGGUUGUUGAAAAGGUGGCCAGCGUCGCCAAGCAGGCGGCUGAGGUUGUUGAGACCAUCAUUGCCGACACCGACGAUACUCAGGAGCACAACGAGCUCUAG